Talaromyces rugulosus is the source of this 1038-nucleotide messenger RNA. RefSeq lists its product as uncharacterized. Bases 1 to 1038 code for a protein of 345 amino acids. NCBI's taxonomy places the organism in Eukaryota, Fungi, Ascomycota, Eurotiomycetes, Eurotiales, Trichocomaceae. The transcript has 6 exons. Gene Ontology annotation, cellular component: septin complex; microtubule cytoskeleton; septin ring. The record is from RefSeq and is a predicted model, not a curated record. Gene Ontology annotation, biological process: cytoskeleton-dependent cytokinesis. Gene Ontology annotation, molecular function: GTP binding; GTPase activity; molecular adaptor activity.
AUGGCCUCCGCCGCGAAUGUGCCUGCUCCCCCGAGCACCGUCUUCCCUCGCAGCCAUGUCGGUUUCGACAGCAUCACGUCGCAGAUCGAGCGUAAGCUCUUGAAGCGUGGUUUCCAGUUCAAUGUCAUGUGUGUUGGCCAAACUGGUCUGGGAAAGUCUACCUUGAUCAACACUAUUUUCGCGUCACAUUUGAUCGAUUCCAAGGGUCGUUUGACCCCUAACGAGCCCGUCCGCUCUACUACGGAAAUCCAAACCGUCUCUCAUAUCAUCGAGGAAAACGGAGUGCGCUUGAGGCUAAACAUUGUCGACACCCCGGGAUACGGUGAUCAAGUGAACAAUGACCGAUGCUGGGACCCAAUUGUCAAAUACAUCAAAGAUCAGCACUCCGCCUACCUUCGCAAAGAGCUCACAGCUCAACGCGAACGUUAUAUCCAGGAUACCCGUAUUCACUGCUGCUUGUUCUUCAUCCAGCCUUCCGGCCAUGCUCUGAAACCAAUCGAUAUCGUCGUCCUCAAGAAGCUCUCCGAUGUCGUCAACGUUGUUCCCGUGAUUGCCAAGUCCGACUCUCUAACCUUGGAAGAGCGACAAGCAUUCAAGGAGCGCAUCAAGGAGGAGUUCACAUUCCACAACCUCAAGAUGUACCCAUACGAUAAUGACGAACUGGAUGACGAGGAGCGUGUUAUGAACGUUCAGAUCAAGGACAUAAUUCCUUUUGCCGUUGUCGGUAGCGAAAAGAACAUUGUCGUGAACGGAAAGCAAGUCCGGGGACGCCAGAACCGCUGGGGCGUGAUCAACGUCGAGGAUGAGAACCACUGCGAAUUCGUCUAUCUUCGAAACUUCUUGACCCGCACCCACCUCCAGGACCUGAUCGAAACGACCAGCCAGAUACACUACGAGACUUUCCGUGCUAAGCAGCUGUUGGCCUUGAAGGAGAGCAGCGCUGCCGGUGGCCACAGCGGUGGCAGCAGACCCAUCAGCCCUUCUGCUGACCGAGAACUGAGCCGCAACUCCCAGCGGGUCAACAUGAACGGCUACUAA